CAUGGACACACACAGACAUGGACACACACAGACAUGAACACACACAGGCAUGGACACGCACAGACAUGGACACACACAGACAUGGACACACACAUACACAGCACAUACAGAUGAUCAGGUAGCAGCUCUGGACCUGCAAAAUUGCAGCAUCCAUCUUGUCCAUCUGUCGUUGAAGGGUGAAUCUUGAGCUGGAUACACACACAAUUUCUCAUACAGGUCUAGUGUCAAAUUGGUAGCUACUCUCACCCUGCUGUCCUGGCUGCUGGGUCAGAGCUGCUGGGUCACAUCUUCUCAGUGCUGUUGGGAUAGAGCCACAAUUCUGGGUGGUAGGAAAACUAUACCUGAGCUGUGCUUGAUUAGUUUGCCUGGUAUAAUGGAACCAAUGGAAUAGUCCCAAAGGUGCUAAUAGAAUUAUAUCAAGCACUCCUCAAAAAAUGAUUUUACACAUAGUAGGAUGGGACCACAUGACACAACACAAAUUCCUCCAAACUGUAUAAUGAAGAAACAUGGUUGUUGCUCUCUCUACUGUUGAGAUAAGGAUGUAUGUGUUUGUUUGCACUUUUCUCUCUGAUGGAUCCAACUGUUAUUCUGUUUUGAUUGUGAGAAAUGGUGCAGCUGGAACACGUGGUUUAGUCAUAUGUCUGGUUCAGCCAGUAGCAACGUGGACUGGAACACGUUGUUUAGUCAUAUGUCUGGUUCAGCCAGUAGCAACGUGGACUGGAACACGUGGUUUAGUCAUAUGUCUGGUUCAGCCAGUAGCAACGUGGACUGGAACACGUGGUUUAGUCAUAUGUCUGGUUCAGCCAGUAGCAACGUGGACUGGAACACGUGGUUUAGUCAUAUGUCUGGUUCAGCCAGUAGCAACGUGGACUGGAACACGUUGUUUAGUCAUAUGUCUGGUUCAGCCAGUAGCAACGUGGACUGGAACACGUUGUUUAGUCAUAUGUCUGGUUCAGCCAGUAGCAACGUGGACUGGAACACGUUGUUUAGUCAUAUGUCUGGUUCAGCCAGUAGCAACGUGGACUGGAACACGUUGUUUAGUCAUAUGUCUGGUUCAGCCAGUAGCAACGUGGACUGGAACACGUUGUUUAAUCAUAUGUCUGGUUCAGCCAGUAACAACGUGGACUGUAACACGUUGUUUAGUCAUAUGUCUGGUUCAGCCAGUAGCAACGUGGACUGGAACACGUUGUUUAAUCAUAUGUCUGGUUCAGCCAGUAGCAACGUGGACUGUAACACGUGGUUUAGUCAUAUGUCUGGUUCAGCCAGUAGCAACGUGGACUGGAACACGUGGUUUAGUCAUAUGUCUGGUUCAGCCAGUAGCAACGUGGACUGGAACACAUUGUUUAGUCAUAUGUCUGGUUCAGCCAGUAGCAACGUGGACUGGAACACGUUGUUUAGUCAUAUGUCUGGUUCAGCCAGUAGCAACGUGGACUGGAACACGUUGUUUAGUCAUAUGUCUGGUUCAGCCAGUAGCAACGUGGACUGGAACACAUUGUUUAGUCAUAUGUCUGGUUCAGCCAGUAGCAACGUGGACUGGAACACAUUGUUUAGUCAUAUGUCUGGUUCAGCCAGUAGCAACGUGGACUGGAACACGUUGUUUAGUCAUAUGUCUGGUUCAGCCAGUAACAACGUGGACUGGAACACGUUGUUUAGUCAUAUGUCUGGUUCAGCCAGUAGCAACGUGGACUGGAACACGUUGUUUAGUCAUAUGUCUGGUUCAGCCAGUAGCAACGUGGACUGUAACACGUUGUUUAGUCAUAUGUCUGGUUCAGCCAGUAGCAACGUGGACUGUAACACGUUGUUUAGUCAUAUGUCUGGUUCAGCCAGUAGCAACGUGGACUGUAACACGUUGUUUAGUCAUAUGUCUGGUUCAGCCAGUAACAACGUGGACUGUAACACGUUGUUUAGUCAUAUGUCUGGUUCAGCCAGUAACAACGUGGACUGUAACACGUUGUUUAGUCAUAUGUCUGGUUCAGCCAGUAGCAACGUGGACUGGACCAGCGUACUGAUUUAGCAUACAGUUGUUACACAUUUGUUAACUACCAGAUUACCUUGUAGCUCGUACAAUGCUUUGUAUUGAUAGCAGCUGAUGUAGCGACUAGUACAUGUAGCAUAAGCAACACCACUUGUCAAGUUGGUUCCCAGCUUGUGAACAAUGCUUUAUAAAGCAGCUACGUAGUGUAAUUACAGUUUCAUGAAUGCUUAUAAAGUGAGUCAAUUAAAAAAGCCAAAUUCUUUGACAAUGGUGCUGCGAAAAUAACCUGGUGCUAGAGGCGUCCUCAAGCGUCAAACCCCGUCAGGUCAGGUGUUGGCUGACCAGUGCCUUUUCUACUUGAAUCCUGCCCUCCAUUAAGGUAUUUGUCUCUAAAUUCUGCCAUUUUAGUAUUUGACAUUUUAGAAUUUGUCUCUAAAUUCUGCCAUUUUAGAAUUUGUCUCUAAAUCUCAGUAGAAUUCAGUUUUGACCUCAUGUACAGUAAUGGGAGAAUUGUUGUUCAGUGUACAGGGGAAUAGAAUCAUUAGAAUCAUGUUACUUUUAGCCAUUCUCAGAGAAUUACGGAGGGCAUAGAGGUUUUAGAACAACAGCACAAGGGAGGAAUAUAUGAAUUGCUCAUUUAAGUUAUCAGUGCAUUGCUUUUAUGAAUUAGAAUGAAUCAUUUUGUAUGCCUCCAAGAAUGAGUAUUUCUUCUGUCAUUUUGAUGUAGUGAGUGGCUGUAAUAUUUUGUUUAGGCAAUAUGCAAACACUUGACCCGCCUCCCCUAAUUUAUGCACUCUGUGUAAUUAUUACUAAUGAUGAUACAUUGUUCUAAGAUUUAAUUUCCUGUCAAAUGUUUUGCUUUUAAAUGAGUUCUUUCAGAAUUCCUUUGUUUUUGAGGAUACUCUGUUAAAAAACAACAAUAUGUUUUCUCAUCGCGGCUCUGAUAAAUCAUCAAUACUUACAGUAGUUUAAACUCUGAGACCUUUAUUCUUAUUCACCUUUGUUUUAACCACUUUUUUUGAGGAUUUCGUUUAUUUUGUAAAUCUGUGACCACUGAGAGAUACUGUAUAUGUGUCACUUUUGAUUUUGAAAUGUCAUUUUUAGUUUGACCAUACACAUUAGAGUUGAUAAUGAUGAUAAAUCUUCAGCAGUCCUUUACGUUUCUAAAGACUCAGAAGUAGUUUAUAUCACUCCUGAUUCAGGGAUCCUUUUAGUCAUGCAACCUGAGGAAAUUAGGAUUUACCACAAGGUUCUGACAGAUGAAUGAUUAGUCUUGUAAAUGUUUUGCUUUAUAAGUGAUGUAUCCUCUAUGUACAGUCAUAUUUUUCCAGCAGCUUCCCAUUCCUGUAGUGGUGGGACAGAGGUUAUUCUAUGCUCUGGGCUAUAUUGGCACCAUCUGUAAGCGCUGUGGUGAGGUUGACCUCUGAACUUCCACCUGAGGUUGAUGGUGAGAACCAGGGCGGAGUAGCUGCCUGAGGCUUUCCUGCAGUGGGUAUGUGGCAUACUACUGUUUGUGAAACAAAGUUUGUAUAUUCAUCUCUAAAGGGCACAGGGAAAGAUCUCUUUUGUUGUUUCAUCUUGCCUCUUAACAAUGCUCGGCAUGUUCAACAGCACUCAAACCCAUCCACUUCCAAAAGCAAUUUAGUCAUGCUUCUUUGUGUUCAUCAAUAGUUUAUUUUGUAACAUAAAUGUUUGUACUUUACAUUUUGUAUUUAUACCACUUCAAAUAAAACAUUUGAAAAUAAAAA
Oncorhynchus mykiss (rainbow trout) is the source of this 3723-nucleotide messenger RNA. NCBI's taxonomy places the organism in Eukaryota, Metazoa, Chordata, Actinopteri, Salmoniformes, Salmonidae. The record is from RefSeq and is a predicted model, not a curated record.